This is a messenger RNA of Phialemonium atrogriseum, 1314 nucleotides long. RefSeq lists its product as uncharacterized. Bases 1 to 1314 code for a protein of 437 amino acids. Lineage: Eukaryota; Fungi; Ascomycota; Sordariomycetes; Cephalothecales; Cephalothecaceae. The record is from RefSeq and is a predicted model, not a curated record. The transcript is spliced from 8 exons.
AUGGGUUACUACUCGAACAUGUCAGGAAGUUCAGGUGUCCAAAAGUCAAGCCGGGCUACGCGGCCCGAAUCUGGAAACCAUCUACGCACCCUCCGCGCCAUGCCGGAGCAGACUAGAGACUCCAUUGUUGCCGAAGCCAUCAGGGAUGACCGAUUUCUAAACAUUGUGCUGGACGCGGUGGAUGACUGGACCAUGUACUCUCGAUGGUACACAGGGGGGCCACGACAAGUGUAUAAUAUCCUACAUGAUAUAAGGGCUUUGCGACGCAGUGCCCUCAGCCACAUGAUGUGGGAACGCAUCCUCGAUGGGAAGCCGGCAAGGUUCCUCGAGGCCAAAGCCGAGGUGGAAAUCGGCGGGGAAAUGAGGACCAUUGACAUUGGAGACGAGCAGACAACGAUCCUCAAUAUUGGCUUCGGAAACGGGGAAUGGGCCUUCGAUGUCGCCAGGAACCACCCAAACGUCAAAAUCUUGGGGGUUGACAUCUGCAUCCCACCGCGCAUAAUCGGCCCUAACAACCUCACGUGCGUGUCCGGGAACUUCGACUCCCCGUUCUGCACCUUCGACCCAGACCACGUCGGCAAGUACUCGCUGAUCCACAUCCGCUCCGCGGUGCAGUCCGUCCGGGACGUCCGGCGCUUCCUCGAGCAGUGCCGCGACAGCCUCGGCGCGGGCGGCCGCAUCGAGAUGCACGAGUUCGGCCGCCUCACCGCCGACGACGGCUCUCUGGCGGGGACGGCGAUCGAGGAGGUCCUGCGUCGCGAGCGUGAGGCCGCCGCGGGGCCCGGCCCCGGCCCCGGUUCCGGCGUCGGCGUCGGCUCCAGCGGCCGCCUCCCCGGCGACGACCCGCUGCCGGGCCUGGGCCGCCUGCUGGAGGACGUGGGCUUCGUCGACGUCGUCGUGGCCAGGUCGAGGUGCCCCGUCAACCCGGGGACCGUGGCACCCGGGUGGGCGGACGGGGAGCUCAACGGGAGGGACCAGAAGGAGAGGGAGGUCGCGAGGCUGUACCGCCGACAGUUCGACGACGGCCGCCUGCUGGACGCGCAGUGCAAGAGCGGGCUCAUGAAUGGCCUGGGGUGGAGCGAGGAGAGGGUGGACGCCCUGAUUGGGCGGGUCAGGAGGGAGCUGAGAGAUCCCGAGAUAAGGGCGUACUCUCCGGCGCCAUCAGUCAGUCCAGUCCCAAAGAAGAGGGUGGAGGCGGAGAUUGGCGACAAUCAGUGCCCCCCUCGUCUCGCUCAGCCGUGCCCGUCCACACCUUUUCUCAGCCGGCUGCUAGAGGAUUCGUCGUCCGGACGCGCCGACAAGUUGAGUGGCUGA